AUGAAAUGCUACAUCUGUGAAUCCACACACAGAUUGUUGGACUGUCCUGUUUGGAAGUCGGCGGCCGUGCCAAGGCGAUGGAGCCUAGCAAAGGAAAAGAGGUUAUGUUACAGAUCUUUGGCGGGAAAUCAUAUGGGUAAAAACUGCCCCCGCGGGAACACAUGCAAUGUCAAUGGCUGUGGUAAAAGUCACCGUUUCCAUCUUCAUGAAGACCGACCGUCACCAAAGUCAAAAGCCGACCCUGCCAAUAAUGCCAACAGUUCCUUUGGUACCAGUGAUUUUCAGCCUAAUGUACCCAUACAGGUUGUGCUGCGGACGGUUCCAGUGUGGUUAGUUGGUCCAGGAGGAAAGAGAGUGCUGAUAAAUGCCCUAUUGGAUGAAGGAUCUGACACGUCUUAUGUUCGAGCGGAUGUCGUAACAGCUCUGGGAAUAAGUGGAACUGAGGAGAAUUUGAAGAUUGCUUCAAUUGCUGACUGUGUGUCACUGGACAGCCAGAAAGUAGAAGUUCAGCUUGAGAGUAUAGAUGGCAGCACGGUUCGGAAGAUGAAGAUCUGGACGAUGAGUGACAUGUGCAGAAAGCUACCGAUACAGAAUUGGAACCACCACAAGACUAAGUUUGACCAUAUUGCUGAUUUGGAGUUUCCUACAGCAUCGGGUAGGAAGACUGUUGAUGUUUUGAUAGGAUCUGACUACCCAGAGUUAGGUAUCGCCCUUGAGGAGCGUAUUGGAAAACCCGGCGAGCCAGUCGCAAGGAGAACACCGCUUGGUUGGACGUGUGUUGGUCCUUUACCCUUGAUCAAUGUACAUCAGACCACCACCAACUUCACGAUGAGCUUUCAUGCCACACACGAGUCAACCGAUCAGCAGUUGCAAAAGUUGUGGGACCAGGACGUCAUUGGAGAAGUUCAUGAGGACAUCCAUACUCCAGAAGACAAGAUGGUGAUUGAGAAAACUAAGAGUUCGAUAAGGAAGUUACCAGACCGGUUCGAAGUUGGGAUUCCUUGGCGUGAAGACCCUCCGGAUUUAAAAGAUAACAGAAUAGUGGCUGAAAGAAGACCUAGAUCACUUGAAGCCAGUCUGGUGAGGAGACCGGAAGUAGCCAAAAGAUACAAAGAAGCAUUUGAGGCGACUGUCGAGAAAGGAUACAUCACCAAGAUAUCAUCGGAAAAAGCGCAAGAACCAGGAUGGUACCUGCCGCAUUUUGCCGUGAUCCGGGAUGAUAAGCAAACUACGAAGGUGCGCAUCGUUUAUGAUGCUGCAGCAGCCUACGAAGGAACAAGUCUGAACCAGAAGAUGUUCCCAGGUCCGAAGCUGCAACGAGAUAUCUUGGAGAUCCUGCUGAAGUUUCGCUUGAAGCCUGUUGCCUUAAUCGGAGAUAUAAAGGAGAUGUUUAAUCAAGUCAGUAUGGCGGAGAAGGACAGGAAGUUUCACCGGCUGUUGUGGCGGCAUCUCGAUCCAACAGCACCCAUUGAAGUUUAUGAAGCAACCAGAUUGGUGUUUGGUGAUGCAGCAUCUCCGUUUUUGGCGCAGUUUGUAACAAAACAUCAAGCCGAGGCAAUGCGAGAGCAGUAUCCGGAGGCAGCAGAGGUUGUUCUCAAAGCAAUAUACAUUGAUGACGUAAUCGACAGCCUUGAAGAUGAUGAUGAAGCCAGGCGUAUGCGCCAGGAUCUACAAGCCGUUUUGAAACCAGCUGGUUUUACAAUCCGCCGUUGGUGCAGCAAUAGACUUGCUGUUCUAGAAGGGUUGGACGAGUCGGAGCAAGCAUCUGGAGUUAAUCUGGAAGAGUCGGUACUUCCCAGUGUGAAGACCCUUGGUGUUGAAUGGGAUGCAGCUUCGGACACGUUUACCUUCAUCUUAAGCAGUACCGAGCAGACGAUUACCACGAAGAGACAGAUUCUGAGUCGUAAUGCAACCAUCUUUGAUCCGUUCCAAUUCUUGGCCCCUGUUGUCAUCCGGGGCAAGAUAGCUCUGCAAGAAUGCUGGUUACGUGGAAUCGGAUGGGACGAUGACCUACCAGAUGAUAUCCAAACUAGACUUGACCAGUGGAUAGGAGAGCUACAGCGGGUGAACGAGAUUCACAUCCCUCGGUGUUAUCGCAACAGGCCAGUUGAAGAUAUCGUGAAGAUGGCCCUACAUACAUUUACAGAUGCCUCGAGACUCGCCUACGGGGCAGUAGCCUAUCUUAGGUACCAGUAUACAGAUGGAGAAAUUGGGAUCAGCAUGGUAGCUGCAAAGUUUAAAGUUGCUCCACUGAAGAAUGUUAGCAUUCCCCGGCUCGAGCUGAUGGCUGCAGUUACAGGAGUGCGUCUAGCCAACGUCAUGGCCAGGAGUAUAUCCGUCCGAUUACUAGAUUGUGCCCACUCGUUGUGA
Messenger RNA from Lineus longissimus, 2370 nucleotides. RefSeq lists its product as uncharacterized. The transcript has a single exon. The coding region runs from base 1 to 2370 and encodes 789 amino acids. The record is from RefSeq and is a predicted model, not a curated record. Lineage: Eukaryota; Metazoa; Nemertea; Pilidiophora; Heteronemertea; Lineidae.